GCCGGCAGGGGUGAGGUCCCCAGCGGGAGGGCGAGACUGGAUGUGGGGCCGCGCGCUAGCCCCCCCCCCAUACGCGUGCACGCCCUUCCCAUUUGUCUCCGCGCGCGUGCACGCCCCCUCCCAUCCGUCUCCCCGCGCGUGCACGCCCUUCCUCUACCGUCUCCCCGCGCGUGCGUCGCGGUCGGCCGUCAGAAAGGCACGCGCCUCGCCUUUAACGCGGGCCGAAGACGCGCGGCCCGUAUGGCGUGCGAGCGGCGGCAGCUGCGGGCCUGGCCAGGCCUGGGCUGAGGCCGAGCCAGCCGCGGGAUUCCGCAGCCCUGGACGGCGCCCAUCAUGCGGCGGUUGCGGCGCCUGGUGCAUCUGGUGCUCCUCUGUCCCUUCUCCAAAGGCCUGCAGCCUACCCUGCCCGACACUUUUUACCUCUGUGCAUUUGAGGACUCUGGAGGACUCUUGGGUUGGAGUCCCACAGAAGGUGUCCUUCUGUGACAUCCAUCCUGGUGGUGGCAGGGCCGGCUCCCAGGCCUCAGGGUCAAGUAUGUCUUGCUGGUCUGGCUGGGCAUCUUCGUGGGCAGCUGGAUGGUCUAUGUGCACUACUCGUCCUAUUCGGAGCUCUGCCGUGGGCACGUCUGCCAGGUGGUGAUCUGUGACCAGUACCGCAAGGGCAUCAUCUCCGGCUCUGUCUGCCAGGACCUGUGUGAGCUGCAGAAAGUGGAGUGGAGGACCUGCCUGUCUUCAUCGCCAGGCCAGCAGGUGUACAGUGGGCUCUGGCAGAACAAGGAGGUGACCAUCAAAUGUGGCAUCGAGGAGGCCCUGAACUCCAAGGCCUGGCCAGAUGCAGUUCUGCGGCGGGAGCUGGUGCUGUUUGAGAAGCCCACCCGGGGCACCUCCAUCAAGGAGUUCCAAGAGAUGAUCCUCGGCUUCCUCAAGAGACCAGGCCAGACCCAGUCAGUGCUCUGCCAGCCGAGAGGUGUGCACCAGGGCGUGCUUCUCUGCCUUCCUUUUGGUCCCAAAUGUCAGGCGAACCUAGGAGACCUGCCCUCCCUGCCAACGCUGGUUGACCAGAUCCUUCUCAUGGCGGACUUCAACAAGGACAGCAGGGUGUCCCUGGCAGAGGCCAAGUCUGUCUGGGCCCUGCUGCAGCGCAACGAGUUCCUGCUGCUGCUGUCCCUUCAGGAGAAGGAGCACGCUUCCCGGCUGCUGGGCUACUGCGGGGACCUCUACCUCACCGAGGGCGUCCCCCACGGCUCCUGGCACGGGGCAGUGCUGCUGCCUGCCUUGCGCCCGCUCCUGCCCUCUGUGCUGCACAGGGCUCUCCAGCAGUGGUUUGGACCCGCCUGGCCCUGGCGUGCCAAGAUCGCCAUUGGCCUGCUGGAGUUUGUGGAGGAGCUCUUCCAUGGUUCCUAUGGUACCUUUUACAUGUGUGAGACCACACUGGCCAAUGUGGGAUACACGGCCACCUAUGACUUCAAGAUGGCUGACCUGCAGCAGGUGGCGCCCGAGGCUACUGUGCGCCGCUUCCUUCAGGGCCGCCACUGUGAGCAGAGUUCUGACUGCAUCUAUGGGCGAGAUUGCAGGGCUCCGUGUGACAGGCUCAUGAGGCAGUGCAAGGGCGACCUCAUCCAGCCCAACCUGGCCAAGGUAUGUGAACUGCUGAGGGAUUAUCUGCUGCCUGGUGCUCCUGCAGACCUCCGUGAGGAGCUGGGCAAACAGCUGCGCACAUGCACGACACUGAGUGGACUGGCCAGCCAGGUGGAAGCCCACCAUUCCCUGGUACUUAGCCACCUCAAGACCUUGCUCUGGAGGGAGAUCUCCAACACCAACUACUCUUAAUGCUGCAGGCUCCAGCCAUUAUAGCUCAGCUGUGGGUGGAGCACCCACUUGGGAAAGGUCACCCCUCUCCAGUAAGUCUCCUCCACCCCACUUUCCCAACAACUGAGCCAAGGGGUCAUUCUUCUGUACAUGUAAAUAAAUGGCUUUUAUGCAA
This is a messenger RNA of Peromyscus maniculatus bairdii (prairie deer mouse), 1984 nucleotides long. Lineage: Eukaryota; Metazoa; Chordata; Mammalia; Rodentia; Cricetidae. The record is from RefSeq and is a predicted model, not a curated record.